Molecule: messenger RNA, 1062 nt
Organism: Glossina fuscipes
Lineage: Eukaryota; Metazoa; Arthropoda; Insecta; Diptera; Glossinidae
Exons: 1
Coding region: 1-1062 (353 amino acids)
Molecular function (GO): catalytic activity
Source: RefSeq, a predicted model, not a curated record
AUGCAAAUUAACCUCAAUCACGGCGAGGCAGCUCAUGACCUUCUUCGGCAAACGGUCGGUGAGAAAGAGAUGGACCUAGUACUACUGAGUGAACUAUAUCGCAAGGCAAGUCAGGGCACCUGGGUAACCGAUGCGUCCAAAAAAGCAGCAAUUUGGGCGCCUGGUCCUAUAGCACUCUUGGAUGGGGACUGCCAGCACAGCGGAUUCGUCAGGGCGACAGCUAAAUAUAUAUGCUGCUAUAGUUGCUACGCUCCUCCAAGCUGGACACAAAGCGAAUUUCAAAACAUGCUAGAUGAACUUGUCGCAGAUGCCCGGGAGAACCCUUCCGUAUUAAUUGCGGGGGAUUUCAAUGCUUGGGCCUUCGAGUGUGGCAGUAAGGCCUGCAAUGCGAGAGGACGCAGCUUGCUGGAGGCUUUCGCCAUGCUGAAAGUAUCUCUUCUGAACGAUGGGCAGCGAGAUACGUUUCGUAAGGCAGGAAGGGGCUCGAAAGUAGACCUCACCUUUGUUAGCGACGGUCUAGUGACCAGAUGCAAGUGGUCAAUGAGCGAGGAGUACACAAAUAUCGAUCACCAGGCCAUCUUCCUCGACAUAGCAUCUAGAGAGGACAGAGGUAAUAGGUGGAACAAAACUACCGGGCCGAGUUGGAGAAAUGCAAUUUUUGAUGAGGAUGUCUUUAACACCAUUAUGGACUCCUAUGUGGUUGGAAACGGUACAGCUGGUGAACUCCGGCAAAACAUAGCAAAGUUGCUGGUACAAGCAUGCGACGCCGCAAUGCCCCGAAGACGAAAUACACGGAGAAGGGGGUCUCCGUGCCAUUGGUGGACCGAAGAGAUAGCGUCCCUAAGAGCAAACUGCUUGAAAGCCAGAAGAAAAGUGCAACGCUCGAGAGGUAGGGAAAACUUCAAUGAAUUGCUCCUACCCUACAGACACCUGCGCAGUGACUUAAAGAAAGCCAUAAAGGCCAGCAAAAGGAGAAGUUUUGAGGAAAUAUGCCAGGAUGCCGAUGUUAACUUGUGGGGAACGGCAUAUAAAGUGGCCUUGAAGAAGAUCAAAGGACAGUAG